UUGUGAAAGCUACUAAUAGGCAUCUCAUCAAAGGUCUAGGAACUGAGCUUUGUGCUGGAGGUAUUGUCAGCCUCCAAUAUGCUGAUGACACUAUCUUAUUUGUUGACGGUGAUCCAUCAAUGGCUACUAAUCUCAAAUGGGUGUUGACUUGUUUUGAACAAGCCUAUGGGAUGAAAACCAAUUACCUGAAAAGUGAAAUGAUUCAUAUGAACCUUGAUGAGGGUGAGAUAGAUUCCUUUCCAUCCAUCAUAUAGCUACAAGCCCGGGCAUCAAGACAAUUACUUUCCAUCCAUCCACCAUGAUUUCAUGGGCGUCGUCUCUGCCUCGGAAGCUCGUGGUGGCGGCCUCUCUUCUUGCGCUGCCCGUGGCCAUCGCGGCGUCGCCUGCGCCGGCGAACCAGAGUAGCUGCUACAAGCGUCUAUUCAGCUUCGGUGACUCUCUGAUCGACACCGGCAACUACAUCGUCCACUUCUCCGCCACGCCGGGUCCGGUCGUGGAGUUGCCAUACGGCGAGACCUUCUUCGGCCGGCCCACCGGCCACUGGUCCGACGGCCGCCUCAUCGUAGACUUCAUCGUGGAGAGGCUGGGGUUCCCGUACUGGCCAGCGUACCUGCAGGCGGCGGCCGGGAAGUCGCUGGCGGAGGAGUUCCGGUACGGCGUGAAUUUUGCGGUGGGCUCCGCCACGGCGUUGAGCCAGGAUUUCUUGAGGAAGAAGCACCUCCGCGUUGACCUGAUCCCUCCCUACUCCCUCGACGUCCAGAUCGGGUUGUUCAAGAAAGUUCUCGCCGUGCUCGGCUCCACGGACCAAGAGAGGAAGGCUGUGAUGGCGAGGUCGCUAUUCCUGGUAGGGGAGAUCGGCGCCAACGACUACAACCACCCUUUGCUCCAGAACAAGACGCUCGAAUGGGUCAGGCCCCUCGUGCCCCGUGUCAUCACGUCCAUCGCUCUGUUACUUUCACUGUCCAUCGAGGCUCUCAUCGAGCUGGGCGCCAAGAUCAUGUACGUGCCAGGCAUCUUCCCCAUCGGGUGCACCCCGCGAUACCUCCUCUUUCCCAACGUCGACCGUGACCCUGCCACGGGCUGCCUCUGGUGGCUCAACAGUCUCACCCUCGUCCACAACCGCAUGCUGAAAUCCAAGCUCGACGAGCUCCGCCACCACCACCCCGGCGUUUCCAUCACCUACGUCGACUACUAUGGCGUGGUGCUCAGCCUUGUCACUAAGCCAGCGGAGAAUGGUUUCGGCGUCGAGACGGUGCUUGACGCGUGCUACCCCGUCUUGAUCCCCGGUCGCACGGGACCGGUGGAGUGCUCGGACCCGUCGAGGUGCGUCUCGUGGGAUGGGCUGCACUUGACGGAGGCGACGUACAAGAUCAUGGCCCGUGGGAUGCUUGACGGUCCGUUUGCCGCGCCGGCCAUCAUGUCCACAUGCCAGCACAACUGA
Molecule: messenger RNA, 1441 nt
Organism: Triticum aestivum (bread wheat)
Lineage: Eukaryota; Viridiplantae; Streptophyta; Magnoliopsida; Poales; Poaceae
Product: GDSL esterase/lipase At1g28650-like
Exons: 4
Coding region: 299-1441 (380 amino acids)
Molecular function (GO): hydrolase activity, acting on ester bonds
Source: RefSeq, a predicted model, not a curated record